Molecule: messenger RNA, 1408 nt
Organism: Aspergillus calidoustus
Lineage: Eukaryota; Fungi; Ascomycota; Eurotiomycetes; Eurotiales; Aspergillaceae
Source: the annotation of a GenBank genome assembly
GGUGAUUCUGGGACAUUAUGAUGAUGCAAAAGACAUAAACAAUGCACAUCUCGUGCAUAAAGUGGUGUGGUAAGCAAGCGGAGCCUCCCACCGAUCGCUCGUCUCCCACCGGAAUCCCCCACAUUCCAACUCAUCCCAAACGCAAUGCCCAAACAAUUCCAGUGCCGAUUUCCAGGCUGUAAUGCAGCAUACACCCGAAGAGAACAUCUAAGUCGCCAUGCGGCCCAGCAUGUACGACAGCGAUCCUUCACCUGCCCAACGUGCGGAAAUGAGUACGGUCGGAGGUAAGCCGCCCCUCUCCUCCCCAUGUUCUGUUUUCUAAUCGCGCAGUGACACUCUUCGGCGACAUAUUCGGCAGAAUCACGGCGUAAGCAGCCCUGUCAGUCGGGUUCGAGCGUGCGACAGCUGCCGUGCGUUGAAAGCCCGCUGCGAUGGAGGAUCGCCGUGCAGGGAAUGUUCGCGCCGUCAGAUUGCGUGUUCUCUCCGUGGCACCUGCACUGCAACUUCCAGUCGAGAGGAAAAGGAGAAACGGGCGAUAGCGAUGUACUGGAGCGUCUUCCAUCCUCACUGGCCAUUUGUGCACCAGGCCUCCUUCCAGAAUUACGAGGAGGGACCGUUACUCGUCCAAUCUAUCGUCGCCAUGGGGCUGUGGGCGACGGGCGAGGAGAGCGCUCGUUCUGCCGCCGUUGAGCUCCACAAAGUCCUGGGCGCAGCUCUGUUGGAACAACGGGACAAGUGGGAGUGCCCACAUCUAGAUCGCGCCUCCGACUUCUCGGCGUGGCCAAUCCCUACCCUUCAGGCUAUCGUACUGUACAUCCUGUUCGCUCUCAUCUCCAAAGGCAGCGCCUCGAUAGGCUUUGACUUGAAGCCCAGUCUACCCCCGGCUGAGAUGGACAUGCUCGCGUCUCUCGUCACAACCUGCAGGCACCUGGGAAUGUUCCACUACCCGACCAUCCUAGCGCAGUACUCGAAUGACCACGUCAAAGCGUACAUCUGGAUCGGAGUGGAGGAGAUCAAGCGGUUCAAUCUGACCCUAUUCAAGCUCUGUAGAAGUGUAGCGCCCUCGGAGGGUCGGUGUCGGCUCUCCGCGACCGAGCUGCAGUUUCCUUUGCCAACGGGCGAGGGGCUGUGGAGUGCUGUCACGUCUGCGGAUUGGCAUGCUGAGGCCGCGAAGGAGGGUACCAAUUUGGACAAGACUCGUGGGCCGAAUGAGCCGUGGAUUUCCGAAUCGGCGGAGCUUGUCCGAUGUAUUGACCCCGAGUCGGGAUUUAUCUGAUAGAAUAGAAUCGCUGCAUGUCGGCAGCUGUCGGGUGGCGGCCGCCUAAUAAUCACUUACAAAUGCACCAACAUACACUGCAUCCUUAGUCCUCGUGGAUAAAUAGGCACUUUCGAUCCCAUAGCUUUCGAC